UUUACCCUCUUCUAUCUAAGUGCACAUGCUGACGCGGGAGCAUGAGUCCAUCCUCCAACAUUUGGCGCCAAAGUAACAAGUGGUGAUCCAGAUUAGGGUUUUGCGAAGCUCAAAAUUUCUUCUUGAGGUUUUAUGGCAGCAGUGGCGCCUUCUUCUUCACGUUCCGCGAAGCGUAAACGUAAUAGCCAGAACCAGCAUGACGACGAAGAACCGAAUCUCGAGAUAACAAGAACGACGGCGGCGACGAUUUGCAACUCGGAAACCGUUUCCGAGGCGGAGAAGAAUGAGAAGUCACCGCUGGUGGUCUUUGCUCACGGUGCCGGUGCCCCGUCCUCUUCGGAUUGGAUGAUCAGAUGGACGGACAUGUUGGCCAAGGGGCUGCAAGCUGUUGAAGUUGUUACUUUUGACUAUCCAUAUAUCGCUGGUGGAAAACGAGCGGCUCCUCCCAAGGCAGAAAAAUUGGUUGGCUGUCAUGUGGAGGUUGUCAAAAAGGCUGUUGCCAAGUACCCUGGGCAUCCACUAAUUUUGGUUGGAAAAUCCAUGGGUUCAAGGGUCAGCUGCAUGGUGGCUGGUGAGGAGGGCGUUAAUGCUUCAGCUAUAGUUUGCCUAGGCUACCCAUUAAAGGCUAUGAAUGGAGCAGUUCGAGAUGAGACAUUGCUGCAACUUUCAGCUCCGACUAUGUUUAUACAGGGUAGCAAGGAUGGGCUCUGUCCACUGGAAAAGCUAGAAGCUGUUAGGAAAAAGAUGAAAUCCGUUAAUGUGUUGCAUGUGAUUGAAGGUGGCGACCACUCUUUCAAGAUUGCGAAGAAGCAUCUACAAUCACAGGGGACUACCCAAGAAGAAGCUGAAGAUCAAGCUGUUCAGGCCAUUGCACUGUUUGUUUCCAGGUCUAUUGAAGGAAGGUGAAACCUCAUUUACUUUAAAGAUCUGAAUGUAUAUAUCUAUAUUCUGUCUUGCCUGUUCAGCUCUUUGCUAGUUGCUGUCUUUUGUAAAUCUGUAGCAUUUCUUGUAGAUUGCGCAGUUUGCAUCCUUUGUGACUGGGGUCCUAAUACUUGCUUGAAACAUGUAAAAUGAUCUAGUCUGGAUUAUUAGAUCACCUUAUUUUGUAGAUGGUUAGGCCUGAAACUAUGUGGUUCUGUUUAUGCCUACCUUGUUUUCAUCCUUUUCUAACUUCUGUGAAGUGCCAAAUUGCUCUUUACAUCGGGCUAGUUAGCCAUUAUGGCAAAUGAUGGUUUCUUUUGUUA
Messenger RNA from Diospyros lotus (date-plum), 1244 nucleotides. RefSeq lists its product as uncharacterized. The transcript is spliced from 6 exons. Bases 133 to 906 code for a protein of 257 amino acids. NCBI's taxonomy places the organism in Eukaryota, Viridiplantae, Streptophyta, Magnoliopsida, Ericales, Ebenaceae. The record is from RefSeq and is a predicted model, not a curated record.